UACUAAAAAUACAAUUCAGCGCUUAUUUAAGUGAGUUUGAUAAUUAAUUUCAACUUUUUUUCUUCUUAUAAUUUAAAAAUCAUUCUCUUCUUUCUCGUCAUGUUCUCUAAUAACUCUCCAAAUAUAAUAUAUAUAUAUAUAUAUAUAUAUCUUUCUCUCUCUUUUGGUUCUCCUUUCCAAUUCCCUUAUACUUCUCCUAAAUCUGCAACCAAACACGGUCGCUGGUGCUCAAUACAGCGCACGUCCACGUGGGACUGUGUCCUUACACCUUAAUAAGUUCAUAUAAACUCUAGUGUAUGCGAUAACAACCAGCAAGCGGUUUAAACUGCGUAGUCUCAUCUUCUGGCUUCUUGUAGAAGAAGCACAGAGAGCUAAUGGCGCCAAAGGCAACGAAGCAUGAUCCUCAGGGUAUGUUCGCCGGAAUGGUUGUCUUGUUGAUCGAAAACGAAGUCCAGACUCGUCGAUUACAGAUUUGGAAGCAGAAAUUGGUGCAAAUGGGAGCUACAAUAGAGGACCGACUGUCCAAAAGAGUCACUCAUGUGUUUACUAUGAAUUCAGACGCCCUUUUCCAACAAAUUGGUCGUCAACGCUUGGACCGCUUGAAAGGAAAUAGUCUUCUUUAUCAGUGGCUGGAGGACAGUUUGAGAUUAGGAGAAAAAGUGCCUGAAGAUUCUUAUGUUCUAGCAUUGGAUUCAGAACAACAAGGUUCGCCAAACACAUCUUUGGAGAAAAAUUCUCCCAAGCCCGCUAAUGGAAACAAUUCUAGUGAUAAUGAAGCGUCACAUUGCAAAAAGGUCAAAACAUCUUCUGAGAACCCAGGAAAUGCAAGUGCGAAGAACAUGGACAACACAAGAAAUAACUUUGUAUACGAAGCACCGAGUACAGCCACUGUUUCUGAUGACUCGUCCCUUGAUCUAAGCCCAGUAAUUAGCAGGACCAGUCCUACGAGCUCUGGUGCUCCCGAUAAGGCUGUUGGUACGUCAAACUCAUCCUUGCCAUAUAGUCCACCAGAUUUAAACAGGAAUAUCUGUUUGAUAUUUGGAAAGCUUAUCAACAUAUAUCGAGCACUUCGUGAUGAUCGGAGGUCUUUUAGCUAUUACAAGGCUAUUGGGGUUAUUGAGAAGUUGUCCUUUAAAAUUGAGAGUUCGGAUCAGGUCAAACACUUACCUUCAAUUGGAAAAUCAAUACAGGAUCAUAUUCAGGAGAUAGUUAGUACCGGGAAGCUGUCCAAGUUAGAGCACUUUGAGACAGAUGAAAAGGUGCGGACAAUCAGUCUAUUUGGGGAAGUAUGGGGCAUUGGUCCAGCCACCGCUCUGAAACUUUACGAAAAAGGACAUCGAAGUUUAGAUGAUCUGAAGAAUGAGGACUCAUUAUCAAAUGCACAGAGGCUAGGUUUGAAAUAUUUUGAUGAUAUCAAAACCAGGAUUCCGCGUCAUGAGGUUGAAGAAAUGGAACUUCUCCUAAAGAAAGCUGGAGAAGAUGUAUUGCCUGGGGUGAGCACUAUAACUAUUCUAGUGUCUGUUGUAUGUGGAGGAUCCUUCAGACGCGGAAAAGCUUCUUGCGGAGAUUUGGACAUUAUAAUUACACAUCCUGAUGGAAAAAGUCAUGUAGGAUUUCUACAAAAAUAUGUAAAGCAUCUGAAGGAUAUGAAGUUCCUAAGAGAAGAUCUGGUCUUUAGUAUUCAUAGUGUGGAGGGUACAGAUUCAGGGGUUGACACAUACUUUGGUCUUUGUACAUAUCCUGGUAGAGAGACGCGACAUCGCAUUGAUCUCAAGGUAUACCCGAGGGACAUCUAUGCUUUUGGACUAAUACAUUGGACUGGGAAUGAUGUUCUGAAUAGGAGGCUGAGAUUACUUGCAGAAUCCAAAGGAUUCCGACUUGAUGAUACCGGAUUGUUUCCUGCAACUAAAGGUUCAGGCGGUACUCGGGGUUCAAGGGCUACCACAAGCUUGCAUUUGAAGACAGAGAAAGAGGUGUUUGAUUUCCUGGGAUUUCCUUGGUUUGAACCAUAUGAAAGGAAUCUGUGAAAGUGUAAUAGCAUGUCUUUAUGCACAAUGUACAUAGCCUCAAAUCUGGGAGGAGGCGACGGACCUUUUGUGUUGUUGUUGUAUGGAAGACUUGCUUUUUUUGCUAAACUCUGGUGUAUUGUUGUAUAUAAAACUUGCUUAUUUUGUUGU
This is a messenger RNA of Cornus florida, 2177 nucleotides long. Its product is annotated as DNA polymerase lambda. Lineage: Eukaryota; Viridiplantae; Streptophyta; Magnoliopsida; Cornales; Cornaceae. The coding region runs from base 375 to 2027 and encodes 550 amino acids. Gene Ontology annotation, biological process: double-strand break repair via nonhomologous end joining. The record is from RefSeq and is a predicted model, not a curated record. Gene Ontology annotation, cellular component: nucleus. Gene Ontology annotation, molecular function: DNA-directed DNA polymerase activity; DNA binding. The transcript is spliced from 14 exons.